Molecule: messenger RNA, 3134 nt
Organism: Delphinapterus leucas (beluga whale)
Lineage: Eukaryota; Metazoa; Chordata; Mammalia; Artiodactyla; Monodontidae
Gene: NAA40
Product: N-alpha-acetyltransferase 40, NatD catalytic subunit
Cellular component (GO): nucleus
Molecular function (GO): protein N-terminal-serine acetyltransferase activity; histone H4 acetyltransferase activity; histone H2A acetyltransferase activity
Source: RefSeq, a predicted model, not a curated record
CCGCCCGCCUCCCCGGCUCUCCACCUGCGCGGCUUCCCUCCCCCCCGCGCCGUCCCCUCCUCGGGCUCUGCGCCGGCGCGGUGCCCGCCAGGGCUCGAGGGGGAGCCUGCGAGGCGCAUGCGCCGUGCGGGGACCGCCGCCGCUCUGGUGUCGCUGCCGCAGCCGUUGCCGCCGUUGCCGCCUCCCUGCUGGCAAGUGUGGGAAGGAGGAGCUGAGGGCCACCGCCGCCGUUGCCGCCAUGGGGAGGAAGUCGAGCAAAGCAAAGGAGAAGAAACAGAAGCGGUUGGAGGAGCGAGCAGCCAUGGAUGCUGUCUGUGCCAAAGUGGACGCCGCCAACAGGCUUGGAGACCCAUUAGAGGCUUUCCCAGUGUUCAAGAAAUAUGAUCGCAAUGGGCUAAAUGUCUCCAUUGAAUGUAAGCGAGUGUCUGGCCUGGAGCCGGCCACCGUGGAUUGGGCCUUCGACCUGACCAAGACCAAUAUGCAGACCAUGUAUGAGCAGAGCGAGUGGGGCUGGAAGGACAGAGAGAAACGCGAGGAAAUGACGGAUGACCGAGCCUGGUACCUCAUCGCUUGGGAAAACAGUUCGGUUCCCGUAGCCUUUUCUCACUUCCGGUUUGACGUGGAGUGCGGGGAUGAAGUCCUGUACUGCUACGAAGUGCAGCUGGAGAGCAAGGUGCGGCGGAAAGGCCUGGGGAAGUUCCUCAUACAGAUCCUGCAGCUCGUGGCCAACAGCACACAGAUGAAGAAAGUUAUGUUAACGGUAUUUAAGCACAAUCAUGGUGCCUACCAGUUCUUCAGAGAAGCGCUGCAAUUUGAAAUCGACGACUCUUCCCCAAGCAUGUCCGGUUGCUGUGGGGAGGACUGCUCCUAUGAGAUCCUGAGCCGGAGGACCAAGUUUGGGGACAGCCAGCACUCCCAUUCGGGCGGGCACUGUGGUGGCUGCUGCCACUGAACCCCCAAGCUCUCUCCAAGGCCUGUUCUCUCCCCGGUUUCAAGCCGCUUGCCAGGUGCCCUCAGAGCUGUGGCCUCCUCAGCCCCAACCCUGGGGAGGAGUGGUCCGCGCCGCCCCUCCUGCUCUCUCCUAGAAGAGCAGGGUGCCGGAGGGAGCAGAGAGGAGAGGAUGCUGCCGGAAGAGCCGGCGGAGGCCGGGGCACGAGGUGCAUCCUCUCACGGUGGCUGCCUUCUCGCUCGGCUCUCGGCCCUGAGCGUGGGUUCUCCGACUUCCCUACAGCUGGAUUCCUGACAAACCCCCCUCCCCGCCACACACACUGCUGGACAAAUGGAGUGUUUAUUCCCACCUUGAUGAAAGUCCUGGAGCCCUGGGUCAGGGUCUGGCUGGUUCCCAAAGAGGAAUGGGCUCAGUGUAAGAUCUGGGCGUAGAGAGAGUCUUCAGAGAGAUUCCUGUUUCGUGGAUGGGAUGCUCCAGUGGAGACUUCAGGAAGGUCUCUUGUGCCAUGACACAGGGAAUCGAGGGAGCUCUUUCUGGCUGUGCCUUCGCGGAUCCAGUUAGAGUGGAGUCGUCCCAGGGGACCAGCCGACUCUGGGAGAAAGGCUGCCCCCCCUCCCCAUUGCUGUCAGCACGGGGCCGAGAGGACAGGAGCAGGUGUGAGUGGGGCCUGCCGUGGGGGCUGUGGCUUCUCCGGGCUUUGGGACCUGGCCGCACCCUGAGCUUAACCUCUUGAUCUCAUGGCAGUGACUCGAGAUUUUUACUCACAGAAAAGAGCUGGAGCCCUGCCUGCUCUUCUCCGUCACCUCUCACCACUGUUUCUGCCCCUGCCUCUCCCCCCACUCGAUACCCCUGUUCUUACUCUCAAGGGGGAAUAACAUCAGGGAGCCCCUUGUCUUCCCCUAGAAGGCCCCUUGCUCCUGCCAUAUUUAGUGCCGUGUCCUCUCAUAUCUUGGUGCUGUUAGCUCUCUGAAGGUGGGUACCCCCCACCGCCACUGCCCCCUUUGGAGAGCCCCCAGCCAGCAGCAGCCCCUUCCUGCACUCCCCAGCCUGGCCAGACGCUGCUCUUCUCUCUGGUGUCACCUGCGGCAGGCGGGGCGCGGGAGAAGCUUCCUCUCCCCUCCUGGGAUAGAGAGGGCGCAGGGUCAGAGCUCAGACUUGCCCUCAUCCCCAGACCGUUAUCCCCUUCCAGGGAAGAAAAUGACCAAAUCCUUAGCCAGGAAGAAGCACCUACCGCCUCCCCUUGGACAACCUUGAGCUCUGCCUUAGGGAGCGUCUCAAAGGUUCUGCCUUUGCGAGGUUGUUCCGGAGGAGGUCUGUCAGUCCUUCUGACCUCGGUCUGCUCACGCCCCACCCUCUGCCCUGACUCAGGCUGCCUGUGCCGGCCAUCUCCCCCAUCUCCCCGGAGCUGUUCUGGCCUCUCGACCUGCCAGCAGUGGACGUGGCACUCCCUUGGAGAGGGCCUUGCAGCUUUACACUGGAAUAAGCCCACCUUUACCCCUACCCUGCUGACUCCCAGGAGAUUUUACCCAAGGGGGAGAGUUUUCAUUGCUGGAAGGGCAUUGGAGGGCUCCUUCCAAGAAUCAUGGAAUGACAGAAUCACAUUUAGGAAGAGCUUUUCCUCUGAUCCCUGCUGUCUCUCAAAGGACAGAGAAUGAAAUAUUUAUUGUCUUAGAUCAUGGGUUUCUGAUAACCUCCCACUCAAGGGGACCAAAAGGGACCCCAGCGUAAAUCCCACAUAAAGGGAGUUAAGUGUGCGUGUCUCCCCUCAUUGGACACCUGGCACCGAGCCCCAUUGGUAGAUGGGCACUUGGUGUUAGGCCCUGCUUGUCCAGCCGCCUUUGCCACUUCCCAAGGGCUGGCUGGGUGGGGAGGCGCUGCCUGAGACCCGCAGGUCACCCUGUUGUUGGUGUUGAACCCACUCAGUUCUCAGCCAUCAGUCUCUCCAUUUCCCCAAGGUCUUGGUUUUAAGAAACAUAGCAGGCCUUUUGUACCAGGAUUUUUGGUUUGUUUGGGGCAUGUUAAAAUAUUAAUUUUGAGAUUUGUUUUUUAGUUGUAUCCACCCUAUUUCAGGUUAUUUUCAUUGAUGUCAGAUGUGUAUGACAUGUGUAUGGUUCUUUUUAACCCUUCCUGGUGUGUUUUUUUUUUGUUUUUUUUUUAGAGGAAACUUUGAAGAUAAACUCCUUGA